Molecule: messenger RNA, 2021 nt
Organism: Rhagoletis zephyria (snowberry fruit fly)
Lineage: Eukaryota; Metazoa; Arthropoda; Insecta; Diptera; Tephritidae
Source: RefSeq, a predicted model, not a curated record
ACAAUUGAUGCGUUUCCAGUUUCUAAUGAAAACUAUCCGAAGGCAUUGGAUAGACUUAAGGUUCGGUAUGACAAUGCAACCUUAAUAUUUUUAGAAAACAUAUGUUCGUUGUUGGAACUUUCGUCAGUUUCCAAGUCCAAUGGCGCCCAGUUGAGAAGUCUCAUUGACAAAGCGUCUGCAAUUUACGGCUCAUUAUUGUCAUUGGGCACAGAAAGCCAAAUUUCACAAGCCAUGCUUAUUUAUUUAGUUUUACAGAAGGCAGAUGAGGAGACAAACCGUAAAUGGAAGGAGUCUCUAGAUUUUAAAACAUUACCGACCUGGAACGAUUGCACCAAGGUUUUGGAGAGACAUUGCCAGUACCUAGACUCAAUUGAUAACACUCACGCCGUUGGAUCCGUACGCCAAAUUGCUGCCAAAGCGCCCAAAGCAAAGAAUCAUCACAAGAGCCAUUCAUUUGCUUGUUCGAGUGCGUCAUGUUCGAUGUGCUCCAGCACAAAAUACAUAGUUGAGAUCGCUUCAAGGCACUUAAUGUGUCACAGCGUUUUGACCACGCAAAGAAGAUGGGCCUUUGCAUAAAUUGUUUGUCAAAGGGCCACCAACUAUCGAGUUGUCCAUCUUUGCACAAAUGUAAGGUUUGCUCUCGACAGCACCAUAGCCUGCUUCAUCGAGUAACUACGUCCGACUCGUCUACCUCUCCGCCGUUCAUACGCACAUGAACAACUCAUCGCAGGAUCACAUAAUUCUCGCCACUGCUAUAGUUUUGGUUCGCGACGCAUCUGGUGGUUAUCGACUUGGCAGAACAUUGUUGGAUUCCUGCUCCCAGGUAAACUUCAUUACGGAUGAAUUAUCACAAACCCUGAUGCUUCCACGGAGAAAACAUAACACUGAAAUUAAAGGUAUCGGUAAGUCAUCUACAAACAUCAAAUAUACGACCUCUACCAAUAUAAAAUCGCAAGUGACAGAAUUCGAAUUACCACUCACGUUUUGUAUAACAUCGCAUAUAGCCUAUCAGCCUGAACCGGAAAAAGAUACUUCGUCUUGGGACAUCCCAUCCAGUAUUGUGCUUGCAGACAAUCAAUUUUACAAAUCUAAAAAAAUCGACUUGCCUUUAGGAACGGAAAGUUUUUUCAGUUUACUUUCAGUGGGCCAAAUAAAACUUGGUGAUAGUCUACCAAUUCUGCAGAAAACGCUUUUGGGUUGGGACGUUUCUGGACGCUAUCGUGCGAGCUCUAACACGCUUAACACCAAAUGUUUACAUGCCUGUGAAGAGUCCAUAGACUCAAGACUGGAAAAAUUGUGGCAGAUUGAAGAAGUCACUUCAAAGGCGGACGUGUGGACUCGUGAGCAACACAGUUGGGAAAAACUUUAUAACGACACCGUGACUCGGAGCCCAAAUGGUCCAAUUGUCGUAAAACUGCCGUUCAAGGACGAUCCUGCAUGCUUGGGUGAAUCGUAUACCACAGCUUUGCGUCGUUUUAGUGCACAAAAACGUCGUCUGCUACGCUCUCCUAACCUCAGGACACAGUACAUCGAAUUCAUGGACGAAUAUGAGAGACUAGGCCACAUGCAGGUAGUUCUGAGCCCGAACUUAAACCAGCCUCACUAUUACAUCCCCCAUCACCGCGUUCUGAAGCCAGGUAGCACAAAAAAGCUAAGGGUUGUCUUCGACGCAUCUUGUCAGACCACUACUCAAACCUCAUUAAACGACAUCCAAAUGACAUCGUUAAAAUGUAUCGGCAGGUGUUGGUCAGUGAAGAACAUCGAAGGUUCCAGUACAUCUUGUGGAGGAGUUCGCCUAACCAGGAAAUUCAAACCUUCCAGCUUAAUACGGUCACAUACGGAAUGGAGGCCGCACCAUACCUCGCGGUACGUAGUCUGCAUCACCUUGCUGAUCAACAUGCAUCGCAAUUCGUCGUUGGUGCAAAUGUCGUCAAGUCAUCUUUCUACGUUGAUGGCCUGCUGUGCGGUGCUGACUCGCUUACGGAACUUUCGCGAAUAAAACACGAGGUAACGGAGUUGCU